Messenger RNA from Eucalyptus grandis, 1041 nucleotides. Its product is annotated as autophagy-related protein 18a. Gene Ontology annotation, molecular function: phosphatidylinositol-3-phosphate binding; phosphatidylinositol-3,5-bisphosphate binding; protein binding. Gene Ontology annotation, biological process: protein lipidation; nucleophagy; autophagy of mitochondrion. Gene Ontology annotation, cellular component: phagophore assembly site membrane; cytosol; extrinsic component of membrane. The record is from RefSeq and is a predicted model, not a curated record. The transcript is spliced from 5 exons. The coding region runs from base 1 to 981 and encodes 326 amino acids. Lineage: Eukaryota; Viridiplantae; Streptophyta; Magnoliopsida; Myrtales; Myrtaceae.
AUGCACACGUGGACAAUACAUCACUUCGAUGCCGGAGGCGGGAUCGCCGUCGUGGAGAUGCUGUUCCGGUGCAACAUACUGGCCGUCGUCGGGGGCAGGUCGAACGCGAUAUGCCCGGUGAACAAGGUGAUGAUCUGGGACGACCACCAGUCACAGUGCAUCGGGGAGAUCUCGUUCCGGUCCGAGGUGAAGUCGAUCGAGCUCCGGCGGCACCACAUCGUGGUGAUCCUUCUGCAGAAGAUAUACGUCUACAAAUUUGCAGACUUGAAGCUGCUGCAUCAGAUUGAGACGACCGCGAAUCCGAAGGGUUUGUGCGUGGUGUUGCAGAGUUCGGGGCAGAUGGUUCCGGGCAGGGUCGAGCACUAUGCUUCGAAGAGGACUAGGUUUAUAAUGGCGCAUGAUUCGAGGAUUGCAGCCGUUGCGCUCUCCCAGGAUGGGAGAUUAUUAGCAACUGCAAGUAGUAAGGGGACCCUAGUUAGGGUGUUUAAUACUCUCGAUGGGUCGUUGCUCCAAGAGGUAAGAAGAGGUGCAGAUCGUGCAGAAAUAUACAGCCUGGCCUUUUCUUCUACUGCUCAAUGGCUGGCGGUCUCAAGUGACAAAGGAACCGUCCAUGUCUUCAGUCUAAAGGCUGAUUUUGGCACGCUGAACAAUGACAGAUUGCACAAUACAUCUGAAAGCCACGUGUCUUCCUCCUCCAUGAUCUCAUCACUUUCUUUCAUGAAAGGUAAUAUGCCAGGAGUUGCUUUUUGCUCCAUGCUUUGCAGGUGUUCUGCUAGGUACUUUAGCUCAGAAUGGUCAGUGGCUCAGUUCCGACUGCAUGAAGGUUUACAGCAUGUUGUUGCUUUUGGACACCGGAAGAACACAGUCUUAAUUCUUGGCAUGGAUGGGAGCUUUUAUCGAUGCCAAUUUGACCCAAUGACUGGUGGAGAGAUGACUCAGCUCGAAUACUAUAACUUUCUGAAACCCGAGGAAACUUUGUGAGGUGAAGCUGUGUACAUGUCUUUUGACAUUAGCGUGUAUAUUGCCGAUAACGCUCUACCU